Parascedosporium putredinis is the source of this 5721-nucleotide messenger RNA. The record is from the annotation of a GenBank genome assembly. NCBI's taxonomy places the organism in Eukaryota, Fungi, Ascomycota, Sordariomycetes, Microascales, Microascaceae.
AUGUCGUUUCGCUCCCUCGUCGUGACCCUGACCCUGUCUGCCAACGAGCCCCGGCCCGCUGCCCUUGUACGAGACCUCACGAUUUUGGACUUCCUUUCCUUUGACCACCGAAUCUCGUCCUUUGCCAAUCAGUUCCUAGCUAUCGAUAUCGCUUCAUUCGCUGUCGCGACCUAUCCCUUUACCGCCUCCACGCCGGCCGACUUGCCCCUCGAGAUCGGCGAUGAGUUGUACAUAAUAGAGGAGACGCCCGAUGGCAACUGGCUGCGCGGUUAUCUGGUCGCGCCCCCAGUUUGCUUGCCGCGACUCUGCGAAGAGCGGACUCAGCAAAAAGAAGAGGGCCCUGGACCGGCGCAGCUCGCUAGAAGCCAAGUCAGGGGCGCCGAGGAUAAGCUUCGCCUCCUCUCACCGCACCCCUUUCAAGGAGCUUGCAAACGGCACAUCCGGCGCGACCCUAUCGAUCCCUAUUCGUCGCGAUCCAAACGAACCUCCCCACCCGCGCCGGUGCCCAUGUUGAAGAUUGGCGAUGAAACCCCGACUUCGGCUCACGAACCUUUAAUCGACGAAAUCGCUUCCUGCCUGCGCGAAUGGCAUUCGACGAACCUUCACGAACUCCUCCUCACGCGACAGUAUUCCAAGCUCGACAAACUCUCCCACUUGAUCAAUUCCCUCUACUUUGCUCGACAACAAUUUCUCCACAAUGUCCUCACUGCCCACGAAUACGAGCGGCUACGCGAGAAAACGGUUUGGGACCUGGUCAAUGUCAACAAGCUGUGCGGCGGCGAGGUCAUCGUCCGUGAUCCUGCCCAACGUGGACGGGUGCUCACGGGAGAUGACUCGGUUGUGGAAAUCACUAAACUACAGACCAUGAUGAGUCUCUUGGAUGAGCCUCCGCAGCCUGUAACCGAGCUGACGGCUUUACACCACCUCAUGGUCGAUGUCAAGGGCUUCGCCGGCGCGUCUGCGGAUGACACAACGCUCGAGCUAUAUCUAGUGGGGAAACCCUUGGGCGGGCCUGCGGCAACCCUUUCGGAGACCUUUUCCGUCAAAACCCUUUUCACCGACCUUUCGGCUCAGGACAUUGGCGAUGUACCCUCCGCCGAGUCAGACCUCUUCCUUGUUAUCAAGGUGCGCGCGAGGCAGCCGAUCGCCGCCACCAACAACCCAGCGUCGCGCUCCGGAACCGGUCUCCAUACCCCCUUCUCGAAGGACUCCUCGAAACCGCCUGUAUCUUCUUCCAACGGCAAACAGUCGUCUCGACGCAGCCUCAUGUGGAACAAGGGGUCGCGGACGGCCUUCUCGAGAGGACAGAGCACGCCCAAGAUGGAGACUGUUUCCGAGAAACCCGAGGGCGCCCGACCACCUACAACCGGCGUUGAGAGUCGCGAUGGCAGCUUCCCGCCGAGCACCGCGGGCUCGAGGACGCAAAAGUCGUUGGAUGGCAACGCUACCAGCUCCUUUAGUGCCACCCGCACCAUAGGGAUUGGGAUCCUGCGCUUAAACGCCAUCAUGAAGUAUGAGGAGGAGGUGGAGCAGGUUGUCAGCAUCUUAUCCCCGGCCCCGCGCUCUAACCAAGACGGAGCAGAGAGCGGCGAAGACUGGGACUCUCUCGUCCGAGAACUCAUGGGCAGCCAACCGGGCCACUACGAAAAGUCUGCCCGAUCCGAGAGGAUCCAGCUGAUUCUCAAGGGCUUCAACAGCUCCGAUGCGGACAACCUCAUCCGCUCCACACCUACGCUGCUCUCGGGCAUUGGCAAAACGAACAAGAUGGGCUUCUCUGGUGCGCCCACGAAGCCCCGAUCCGAUAUUUACCUGACCCUCGACAGCGCCUCCCUUGCGAGGCAGAAUCUGCUCUCGAGGUAUGGAGGAAGUCCGGUCCCCAUCUCAAGUGCCAUGCAGGGCACUAACCUCCAGGUCAUCUUGGAGGCUCGGCGGUCUACCGGGGAGCGGGUAGAAAACUGCAUCUUCCCUUCCUCCAACACCGAAGGACUGACUACGUGGAAAUCGGUUGCGGUCGAGCGUGGGGAGGCGUGGAAGCAGACUAUACGUCUAAGGAUAGCGGCAAAGGACGUGCCUGAUACCCACAUUGUCGUGUUCUUGUCCGACGUGCCUAACACCCCCUUUGCCGUCGCUCACAUACCCUCUGGGACAAGCGUGCGUUCCGCCGGCCCCUCGGGCAAAGGCGGCUACCUCUCUCUCCCGUGGAGCGCCCGAGGCAAGGAUGAGCAAGCGGAAGUAACGGGGCCGGUUGCCGCGCUCCGUGUCGAGACCUACCUGUGCAGCACCCAGUUCUCGCAAGAUAGAGUCGUUCUGGGCCUGCUCAAGUGGAAAGAAGCGAGGGAUGAGAUUCCUACCACGUUGAAGCAGCUCAUCUUCGUCCCGGAAAUUGAGAUUGUCAAGCUGCUCAACGAUGUGCUGGACGGCCUCUUUGCCGUGCUUGUGGAGUACUCGGGCAACGGGGAGUACGAAGACCUCGUAUUUACCGCCCUCGUCAGGGUUUUGGGCAUCGUGCACGACAGGCGUUUCAAUCUCGGACCCCUCGUCGACCACUACGCCGAGACACGCUUCAAUUACCCCUUUGCCACACCAUGCCUUGUUCAGUCUUUUACGAGGCUUUUGGAGAAGCCGACCGAGCCGGAGACGUCCCGCAAGCUCCGCGCAACGUUCAAAGUCGUACGCCAUAUUCUCAAGUUCAUCACUCACGCCCGCGGCCAGCAAAAGGCCAAGGAGGCGCACCUAGGCAUCACGGCCACGACACCCAGCUUUACGCGCAACCUCCGAACCAUUUUCAAGGCUCUCGACGCCAUGAUGCGAAAUCCCGCUCCGACCCUCAUCGGUAGUCAAACCCUUGCCGUGCAACACUUUCACACUUGGCUACCCGAGCUGUCAGGUCUCUUGACGACGGAAGAGAUCCUCCACAUCGCCAUUGACUUUAUGGACUCGUGCGCUGGGGUCAAGGGCAAGUUGGUGCUGUACAAGCUGAUUCUCAUCAUCAACUAUUCCAAACUCAAGAUCUUUUCGCAGCCCGAGCAACGCUCUGUUCUUAGCGCCAACACUGUCCGAUGGAUCGCACCGCACUGGGGCCACAUCGCCGAAGUCACCGAGCAAUGGCGCGAGCAGGUGAGGCUGUGCUGUUCGGUCGUGGCGAGCCAUAUUGACUACAUUGGCAACGAGAUUCCCGACUAUAUUCCCAAGAUUAUCGACUCUUACCUUGUCAUCCAAGCGACACCGCGCACCUCCAAGACACGCCUCUCCCUUCUCUUCCCCACUUCUUAUCCCUUCACCCACAAAAUCCUGCCCGAGCCCGUCACCUUUGACGAAGCCCUCAUCGAACUCUCGGCCAUCUUGUCCGCGCUUUCCACGUCGCCAGCUGGCGGCAUGCAACUGGAGCUUGCCAACAGUGAUCUGACCAGCCUGCUGGAACAAACCCUCCGAGUCCACCUGAGCAUCCUAUCGGGUGAAGCUUUCCCCGCCGAAUGGCUGAGCAUCCACAUCUACCACCACAAAUCUACCAUGCGCACGCUCCAGUACUUGGCCUCCAUCAUGCUCGAGUCGUUUUUGCCCGACCCCGAUGAGGCCGAGAAUUUCAACACGGAGCUCUGGAAGAUGGCUGUGUGGAAGAUUGCUGGUGAUGUGCGUGAGCAUGGCGCAGAGCUUCUCCGCAGGACGUGGGGCGCGAUUGGAUGGGAGACGACGGCAGACGAGCGGGAGCGCUUCCAUCUUAUGAAGAUGGGCGGUUACCAGGUACAAUACGUCCCGACUCUGGUUGGCCCGAUUGUUGAGCUGUGCCUCAGCGUCCACGAGGGUUUGCGUAGGAUGGCCGUCGAGGUGCUGCAAACCAUGAUUGUGAGCGAAUGGACCCUGAGCGAGGAUCUUUCCGUCAUCCAGACGGAAAUGAUUGACUGCCUCGAUCAGUUCUUCAAAACCAAGCCCAUGACAGAGAGCAUCCUGCAAAAGCUCUUUGUGGGCGAGCUACUAGAGCGCUUCGAGUCGCUCUCGCAAAACCCCGGGGACUUGGGCGAAGCUAUUAGGGAACUCAUGUCGACGGUGGACGAAUUCCUCGACCUCCUGGUCGCCGUGCGCAGCGGUGAUGGUACGAGCGAGGCGACGCACCUCAUCAACCGCCUCCGACUGAUGGAAUUCCUACGGGACAUGCAGAAGGAGGAGAUUUUCGCUGCACGCGGACCUAUACGAGUGGGAUCCUACGAAGCAGGCCGCACCUCUAUACGACCCCGACUUCCCUAUCAGUCCCACUUUGAGCGCAAGGAGCGCAUCUACUUUGACAUGAUUAAGCAUUUCGAGGACGGGGAGGCCUGGACAAGUGCCCUCGAGGCGUACCGCGAGCUCCAGGUGCAAUACGAAACCAACGUGUUUGACUUUGCCAAGUUGGCUAGGACCGAGAGGGCGAUUGCCAAGAUUUACGAAACCAUUGUCAAGAGCGACAAGCUGGUGCCGAAAUACUACAAGGUCGUCUACAAGGGCCUCGGGUUCCCCGCGAGCCUUCGCGACAAGGAGUUCGUCUACGAGGGAGCGCCCACGGAGAGGACCUCGGCCUUUACAGAUAGGAUGCAGGAGCUUUACCCGGCGGCGCAACUCGUGACGACGGGCGACGUGGACGAAGUGGAGGGCCAAUACCUCGUCAUCUCGUCCAUCACGCCGCACCGCGACACCACACACCACGUCUUCCAGAGGGCGCGAGUACCGCACCCGAUUCGUGACUAUCUCCUCUCCUCACACCCGCAGGCGUUUUCGGUGUCGACCAAGCGCAGUACCAGCGGGCCAGUGGCGGAACACUACUCGGAGAAGCUGGUGUACACAACGGCGGAGCCGUUCCCGACGAUCCUCAGACGAAGCGAGAUUGUGGGCACGCACGAGAUCAAGCUCAACGCGCGCGAGACGGCGCUGGAGCGCACCACGCGCAAGACGCAGGAGAUGAGCCUCCUCGAGAAGCGUGUGGUCGAGGGCGACCUUGAGAGCGCACGCAUCCUCUUUGAGACGGUGGCGACGUCGGUAAACCCGGUGGCGGAGAACAGCAUUGUGCGGUAUCGACAGUUUGUUCCGGUGGCCGAGGUCGAGGAUGAGGCGGACGAGGAGGUGGAGUUGGAUCCGCAGGACAACGCGAUCAAGAUGGCGUUGGUGGACCACGCGUUUGUGCUUAGGAAGUGCUUGGCCACUUUUUCGAGGAGCUCUAUUGAUGCCUUGUCGAGGAAUCACGAGGAGCUGCAGAGGUAUUUCGAGAAUACCUUUGCCCCCGAGAUAGAGCUCUUCAUGACGCCCCAACCCCCACAGGAGGUUGGCUCGCCCGCUUCAAUCUGGCGGGGCUCUCCUCUCACGGAGACGGCACCGUCAUCCAGUCUUGUCGCGGCGAUGUCUCAGGAGGCAGGAGCGGAAGUUGCCAGCGCGCAAGCAGCCAAGGCCGGUCGUGCACCCAGGUUGAGCUUCCUUGGCGGCAAGAAGAAGGACCAGGGCAGGCAGUUUCUUCGGCUCGCACCCGAUCAAGGUACCAUCGGUGACGCAAAUCACCAACGGGGCUCCAAUGGACACGACGGCGAGUGGGUGGCGGAAUCGGGAGGACGCUCGAGCCUGGACAUUGGAGACAAGGACGGCGACAAGGGCGUGGGGAUCCACAAGAUGGGAAGCGUGAGGCGGCGGCUAAGCUUGCUGAAGCUUGGCAAGAAGGGUCCCUCGCGGCCAGCUGCGAUGGGCGCUCUCGACGAAGAGUAG